AUCACGCCAUCCUUAUCCUCUCUCUCUCUCUCUCUCUCUCCUCCUCCCUCCCUCUCUCUCCACCGCGUGGCCCGUCCGUCCGUCCCCAUGCCCCCCGCCGCGUGCGCCACGCCGGCGGCCGCGCGCCCGCCGCUCCCGGUGUCGCGCCGCUGCCCGCCUCCGCCCCCCUCCGCCGCGCACGUGCCCGCCGCCCGCCGCCCCUCCUCCGCCACGGCAUGCCGCUGCACCGCCGCCUCCUCAUCCUCCCCUACGGCGGCAGCGGCGUCGGCCUGGGACUGGACCCGCUGGAGCCGGCACUUCGCGGAGGUGGACCAGGCCGAGAGCUACGCCUCCGUGCUCCGCUUCCAGCUCGAGGAGGCCGUCGAAGGCGAGGACUUCGCCGAGGCCGCCGCCCUCAAGCGCGCCCUCCUCGACGCCACCGCCGGCGACGCCGUCUCCCGCGUCAUGGCCGAGCUCAAGAGCGCCAUCGAGGAGCAGCGCUACCAGGACGCCUCCAGGCUCACCAAGCUCGCCGGAACCAGCCUCGUAGGUUGGUGGGUGGGAUAUGCCAAGGACACCGAUGACUCGAUCGGGAGGAUUGUACGGAUAACCCCUGGUGUCGGGAGAUACGUCGCCAAGAGCUACAGCCCAAGGCAAUUGAUCACUGCAUCUUCAGGGAGCCCACUAUUUGAAAUAUUCCUCGUCAGAGACGAAGACGAGACGUACACAAUGAAGGUGGUACACUUGCGACCGACAAAAGGAGCUUCAAGCGCGUCGUCGUCCGUGUCACCAACAGCCACCGAAGAUCCAGUUAAGGCAGAGACUGAGAGUUCACCGGACAGCAGUGUUUUAUCUGAAGCCAUUGCGGAGGAAGCAAACACGGAUACCACAUUAAAAGGAAAUGAAGAUGUCGAGGAGAAAGCGCAGGAUACUGGAAGAACCAAGGAAAGUGGCGUUGAAGGGUUGAAAAGUGUUCUGAAUUUUUUUAAGUCCCGGAUUCCCGAGUUCAAAGUUCAAGUCAUAAACGUGGAGGUGCCUGAGGAAGCUGAGUUAGUUGCGGAUUCGUCAGAAGAGUUGGUGCAAGAUGAUGUGAAAAGCACGUCAGAGAGUUCGUUGGAAGAGCCUGUCGCCGAGGAAUUCCAGGAGGAAGAUGUUUCCGACGGAGAUUCAGACUCGAACGACGAGAGUAAGGGGCCGGAAGUAAAGCUUUUCAUCAGCGGAGUAGUUCAUAAUAAAGAGGAGGCUGGAGCAAAAUCUUAUGUUCGAGUUCCUGCUGAAAUAAAUACCCUGGAAAGGGACUCCUUUGAACUGUACAUUCCUGGAAAAGGUUCUGAUCGGGAUCUGAGUGAAACAAAGGCCGCGAAACAGAAAGUUGCGGAUAUGGCCGCUAAAUUGGCGUCAGAGCUCAUGCCCUCUGAUGUUGCAAAGGCAUUAUGGGGCACCACCAAGAGUUCCUCCAAGAUAAAUAAAGAAGUCCAGGAGCUUUUGAAGCUUACACUGAGCAAGGCCCGAGUCAAGCUGACUGAGAAUACCAUUUUCAAUCGGAUUGUUACGGACUCUAAUGGCUCAGAUCCAUUCAAUGGUCUCUAUGUAGGAGCAUUUAGUCCGUAUGGCCCCGAAGUUGUACAGCUCCGUCGGAAGUUCGGUCACUGGAAUAGUACUGAUGACGUGGAGUUUUUCGAGUAUGUUGAAGCAGUUAAGUUGACUGGUGAUCUUAGUGUCCCUGCUGGACAGGUAACGUUCCGUGCUAAGGUUGCGAAGGGCAGUCGUCUUGAGAAUCGUGGUGCAUACCCAGAAGAGUUUGGUGUGACUGCUAGUUAUAAAGGUCAGGGGAGAAUAGCGCAACCUGGAUUCAAAAACCCGCGGUGGGUGGAUGGUGAGCUGUUGGUGCUCAAUGGCAAGAGUGCAAUCCCGCACAUUGGUGGCGCAGAGCUCGGUUUCCUGUACAGCGUGCCUGAGCAGAGCUUCCUGGUUCUCUUUGACCGCCUUACGCUUCCCGAGUGAGCGAGAUCUCGCUGAUAUGAGCUGGUUCUCUCAUGGGAAUUCCAUGGAGACACAAACUGGCCGGCCAAGUAGGUUCCGCGCGGCUUCUCCGUCAUCCUCAUCCUCAUCCUCAUCCACAGAGCGAGCUUCCUGAGAUAGCCUGGCUCCUCACAGGAUCCAAUCGGUUCGGCAUUUUUGAGGAUACAUAGAAAGAUGGCAGCCUGGUUCCUUGGAACAUGGCUGGUAUAUUGAGCUGUCAUGUGACGUGCUACAACAAAACAAAACUUAGGCUGUCAAACAAGGGGCGUGGUUAUAGACAUGUCGGGCGCGACCUUUUCGCGGGUUUCUUUCGUUUGCUCGUUUGGAUGAAACCAGUUUUGGUAUUGCCUUGAUGCUACAAAAUAAAAUAAAAGUUGAUACCAUUUGUAUCCUAAA
Messenger RNA from Hordeum vulgare subsp. vulgare (domesticated barley), 2397 nucleotides. RefSeq names its product protein EXECUTER 2, chloroplastic. NCBI's taxonomy places the organism in Eukaryota, Viridiplantae, Streptophyta, Magnoliopsida, Poales, Poaceae. Bases 88 to 1983 code for a protein of 631 amino acids. The record is from RefSeq and is a predicted model, not a curated record. The transcript has 10 exons. Gene Ontology annotation, cellular component: thylakoid membrane. Gene Ontology annotation, biological process: response to singlet oxygen; singlet oxygen-mediated programmed cell death.